AAUGAUUCUGAAGAGGUGAUUUUAGAUGAUCAGACUAAUGCAUCAAAGAUACAAGCAAAUAGCUUGGUUUCAACUAAGGCAAGUAUAUCAAUAUCAUCUAUUUUAUUAACUCAUAUCUCUAAUUCUUUA
Messenger RNA from Dentiscutata heterogama, 129 nucleotides. The record is from the annotation of a GenBank genome assembly. Lineage: Eukaryota; Fungi; Glomeromycota; Glomeromycetes; Diversisporales; Gigasporaceae.